Messenger RNA from Mucor mucedo, 612 nucleotides. RefSeq lists its product as uncharacterized. Lineage: Eukaryota; Fungi; Mucoromycota; Mucoromycetes; Mucorales; Mucoraceae. The record is from RefSeq and is a predicted model, not a curated record. Bases 1 to 612 code for a protein of 203 amino acids. The transcript has 6 exons.
AUGAGAAAUGAUUCGUAUCGCAUUAUUUGGUAUAUAAGACAUGGUAUCGAAAUACUUAGUCAGACACCUGUAGUGAUAUACUUUACAAGGAGUUGCGUAACUUCAACACAGGCAAUUAUUAUGUUGGUUGCAGAUAAUCAUGCAAAAUGUCUGAGACCAUUAUUGAAACCCGACCAGCCCAUUGGUCCUGUUCGACCUGUUCCACCUGUUCCCUGUUCUCUGCCUCCUGUCACACAUGUCACUGUCAAACAUCACUAUUGUAUCCUGUCUAACGCCUGUGUUCCAAAUAAUGUAUCCCCGUUGUCCCUUGUGCUUGUAAAACCAUUUAACAUGCGUUUCGCUUGCUCAUGUUAUCCUCUGUAUCUAUCUGCGAAAUUAUAUGUGUUCAUUCCCGCUACCCCAAAGAUGUCCCAAACUAAAUAUGGCCGUACCCAAGCAAACAUUAUUUUCAAAAAAAAAUCGCUCGAUUUCCCCCACCUACGAGGGUAUAAAUUACUAAUUUCUCUGUUCAAUACACCAAUAGUAGAAACAGACUCCAAAGCAAUGACACCAUUAGAGCAGCAUUGGACUAAACGAAAAUGUGGUAGACUCAAAAAUGGGUUACAUGUUUAG